Dicrocoelium dendriticum is the source of this 1099-nucleotide messenger RNA. Lineage: Eukaryota; Metazoa; Platyhelminthes; Trematoda; Plagiorchiida; Dicrocoeliidae. The record is from the annotation of a GenBank genome assembly.
GUUCGUGGUAAAAUAAAUAAAUAGAUAGUUUAUUCUCAGCUUCAUAGAGACGCACCAACUUAAGCAUGAUCAAGGUUUAAAACUGUUGUGUAUCACGACGAUACUCCGGGUUCAAUCGUGUAUAGUUGAAACGGUGUCAAGAGGAGUUGAUAUGUGAAUCUAGUCGACUUGCCAGUAUGUAGUUGUGGGCUGUGACUUUAUUCAGUGGCGAGUCACAUCCGCCACGUCGCAGUGUUGUUAAACAGACAUAUGUGGCUUUUUAUAGGGAGAACGCUUGCCAGGCGAAAACCCACCACGUCCUGCAACACUGCCGUAAAGCAUUUUGAACAUUAAUGUUGAACUGGCAAAGCCGCUUGACGACUGGUUUCACAUUCGGUUUUUCGCGGGGUAAUGGCUUCUAAUUUCCUCUGUUAGUUGGACGGGUAUUUUGCUCUGGGUCGCCAUGAUUUUUUGGGGUCGCUGGAGGAGAGGGACAUCGCGAUUUUUCUUCUUGUUAUUUUUCAGAUGUAUAAUGUAUGGGAGUAUGAGGAUGUGUCCAGUUCUCCAUACUGGACAAGGGUUAUGAUGAUUUCCUUGUGGGUUGUUCCGUCCGUCUUGGGCAAAAUUGUUCCUCAGUCCAAUCCCAGAUCUCCAAGAUGUCCCGGACCUCAGAGAAAAGGGAAAGUGGGAGACAACCGAGAGAAGACCGCAAGAACAGGCAUGGAAUUGAAUAUUGUUAGUGUCUUGUGUUAUAACAUUUGGGCUGGAGACAAAAGCAUGUACACUGUGCAACAAUAAUUAUGCUGAAAAUGUCUUUUGAGUAUCCUAUAGAAUCAUUAGCCGUAUAGGUGGAUUGCUAUCGCCUGCGUAGGGACAAGAGCGUUGCACCAGUAAGUAAGGUACGAGUAUCCAUUUGAUAUGAGUCGAUAGUUGCGUGGGGAUAGAGCAAAGAGAGUUAGAAUGUUGGUAGUUAUUGUCAGGUGCAUGAACAGCACGUAGUUAGUGUAAUCCGAGAGAGGGGCAUAAUAAGCGAAAAUAAAUAGGUUGCUGCGAGAGAGUCUUAAAGCUCAAUUGGUGGCAGGGCAGCGGAGGGACUGGAUGCAGAUAUUCUAGAGGAGUA